This is a messenger RNA of Maudiozyma barnettii, 465 nucleotides long. RefSeq names its product sphingosine N-acyltransferase subunit LIP1 (gene LIP1). The record is from RefSeq and is a predicted model, not a curated record. The coding region runs from base 1 to 465 and encodes 154 amino acids. NCBI's taxonomy places the organism in Eukaryota, Fungi, Ascomycota, Saccharomycetes, Saccharomycetales, Saccharomycetaceae. The transcript has a single exon.
AUGUCAGAUGAAAAAAUUACACGUACAGCUUCGCCCUCUUCAGAACCAUCUCCUCGUAGCAGAAUUCCUAUCCUAUUGCAAUGCAUUACAAUCGCUUUAAGUUUGGUUGCUGCUGUAGAAUACUUCAAAUAUAGUACGAAGAUUAAUUAUGAAUGGUUCCAUUGUACUCCAAUUAUGGAGCCGGUUGGUACCAAUACCUCCGUGUUGAAAAUAUGGGCCCGUGGGGGUCCAAGUUGUGAUAAAAGAGGUGAAUAUAAGACCAUUAUGAAGAGAAUUACCAGAGAUUAUGAGCCAAAUAAUCAACAUUUGAAAUUUUGUAUGAUAGAAAAUGUCAAUAUAGGUCCAAUUCACUACCCAUUGGGCGAACCAAAGGGUGAACCAGGUUACGUCGCCUAUGUUGGUUAUAAUGAAGAUGAAGAUCUGGUUCAAACAAUGUGUAAGGAAUCUACCAUCUUUAAUAUGUAA